Molecule: messenger RNA, 957 nt
Organism: Anopheles nili
Lineage: Eukaryota; Metazoa; Arthropoda; Insecta; Diptera; Culicidae
Gene: Osi20
Exons: 2
Coding region: 1-957 (318 amino acids)
Source: RefSeq, a predicted model, not a curated record
AUGCUGCCGAGGGUCCGAUCCUGUUCGAUGGCGGUGGUGAUGUUGGUGGUCCUGGCGACCCGGUCAGCGACUGGAGCCUCGAUCGCAUCUAACCUGGUCGAGGAGGAACGGCCAAGGAUCGCAUCCAGCGAGGAGCUUCUGUCGUCGAUCGUCAACGAGUGCUUCAGCGAGUCGUCGGUUAUGGGUUGCCUUAAGGGCAAGGUGUUGCUCUAUCUGGAUGGUGUGUUGGGUCUGCGUGAGGAGGAAGCACGUGCUUUCGAGGAUCGCAACGUUGAUGAGACCAUCUUCGAUCGUGUUGGACGCAUCCUGGCCACUCACGAACUGCGCCUACGCCUUCCUGAGGACACCGUUGUUAGCUAUCGUGCUGAUAAAGGACUCGACAUCGACGUACUUCCGGCUGGCCUAGCCACUGAAGCCGCCCGUGGUCACUUACUGAAGAAGAAACUCCUGCUUCCAGUGUUGCUGCUGCUGAAGCUAAAGAUGAAGGCGCUGAUGCCAAUCUUCCUUGGGCUGAUCGGGCUGAAGGCGAUGAAGGCGCUCAUCCUGUCGAAGCUUGCGAUCACGCUCGUGUUGGGCUUCCUGGUGGCACAGCUCGCUAAAAAGGCCGGCCUCGGUAUGCCGAUGGCGAUGAUGCCAAUGAUGCCACCGUCUCCAGCCGCCGAGUAUGGAGCUCCUGUACCACCUGCUAGCUCUACGCCUGCCUCUAGCUAUGAACCAUCCUCGUGGGAAGCAUCGUCUGGACCGUACUCCCGUGUUUGGGAACCAUCCAGUGCUAGUUCGUCGCACAGCCUCGCAUACAGCUCGUACUAUCCGAGCUCGGGCAGCUCCUACACAAGCUAUAAUGCCGGAUCUGGCUCGUCCUCAGGAUCGUCCUCGUCGUCCUCGUCGACUUCAGCAUCUUCGCCGGCGUCUUCGUCCUCCGGUUCGUCCUCAUCCAAUGCGGCCCAUGCGUACUAG